Recurvomyces mirabilis is the source of this 696-nucleotide messenger RNA. RefSeq lists its product as uncharacterized. The transcript is spliced from 2 exons. The record is from RefSeq and is a predicted model, not a curated record. The coding region runs from base 1 to 696 and encodes 231 amino acids. NCBI's taxonomy places the organism in Eukaryota, Fungi, Ascomycota, Dothideomycetes, Mycosphaerellales, Teratosphaeriaceae.
AUGUCAACCAAUCAAGAAAAUCUCAUAAGCGAGGAAGCCUUCCUGGCCCGUAUGAACAACUACACUGCCCCGGACCCCUCCCCCCGGAAUCCCCAAAUCAGCACCCAGUCCAGCCACGCCGACCGCAUCGAAGCCAACUACCAAGCCGAUGGCCACAAGACCUGGGGGUUUGUCAUCUACCGCACCACUUACGACAAUGAUACGGACUGGACCGAAUUCAUGCGGCGACUGCGCGCGUGGACGGCGGAGAACAUGGACUUUUAUCAUGGAGACGAUGUGUUGCAGCGUAUGACCUGGACUGUAUUUGAUGAUCGAGCGCAAUUCGACGGCGUGGACGCGGCAGCCGUGCGGCGGCAUUUUCGAACGUGGGCGGAGGACGCCGUGCGUUCGGAACAGGCCGACGCCAGCGACGCGACUCCCGUGAGCAUGGGCCGCUCGCCACGUUACAGAUACUGUAUCCAGAUCGACGCCGCCUCGCUCAAAUCCGCCGUCCACGACGCCCCGGCUCCACCAGCUUACGACCAAGAGCGCCAAGGUUGGGUCAAGGUCAUCGGUAUCACGGAGCAUGAUGUCGGAUGGAUGAAGUGUCCGUUUCCGAGCGUCAUGACGGAGUAUUAUAUGCUUUUCAACGAUUUGAAUGGGUAUAGGACGGCUUAUCGACGGCCUCCGGCUGUGGUUGGGUAUCCGUGGAAUUGA